Marchantia polymorpha subsp. ruderalis is the source of this 2283-nucleotide messenger RNA. Lineage: Eukaryota; Viridiplantae; Streptophyta; Marchantiopsida; Marchantiales; Marchantiaceae. The record is from the annotation of a GenBank genome assembly.
UGUUUCCUGGCUUCUGUGAGUCGAAAGGACCAAGCAUGAUCGACAAGGAAAACCUGAGACUCUUUCUCCAGCUUAUCACAGGUCAACACCAAUCUCCGCUGGAGCCCAUCUUCGCAUGGUUCGAUCUCGAAACAGUUGCCUCCAUCGUAAAUGUCGUUAGUCAGCUUCGAGUGAAGCUGGCGAACGAGAUUAGGAGGCACUCCCGCCGAGGCCAGCAGAAUCCCAUGCACGAGUUCAAAAUUCUGCAAAUCCAUCCUUCCCUCUCUGGCACUGCCACUCGCUCAAACAUUACCAAAACCCCGAACCUCGGCCAGCAUCAUAAGCCUCUCCCAUCGCCCGUGCUCCAAAACCCUACUCGGCCUCCUUGCAGUACCGCACCACGUACAGGACAGCACACGAUAAUAUAUAACUCGGUGACGCUUACGCAGUCGACGGCCCAGCUUCUUACUGGACUGCGAUUCGGAAAACCUGGCGCACGCUCGGUCCCGAUGCUUUGGCGGGGUCGAUGAUCCAUCGACUAAUCGGGCUCUAGUGCGUGGAUUCGACUGCGGGGUGAGUGGAGGCUUUUCGAGCUCGUGCUGUUUUUGUGUCAUGUAGGUCCUUCACAGCUCGCCAUUUCUUGACCUGGAUUGCAGCGGAAAAGCGGACGGAGGCCGUGCCGACCUGAACAUGGAUUCUGAACCGGAUGGAUCGUGCGAAAGAGUGGAUGAGCAAGAUAUGGUCUCUGCAAUGAGCGUAGAGGUGGAAUGGUAUGAGCUUGUUUGACAGAUCGAUUCUCGUUAUCAAGAUCGAAGAGGGAGGGAGGGAAAGGGAACUCUGAAGCGUGUCAACAUGGUACUCAAUCGAGCGCACCUUGCAGAGUUUAGCACGAUCCUCGCUAAUGCUCGGAAAAUAGCGGUCUUGACAGGGGCUGGUGUUUCCGCAGAGUCGGGCAUUCCGACUUUUCGAGGCGAAGGGGGUCUCUGGCGCACCUGGAAUGCCACGGAACUUGCUACACCGGAGGCAUUCAGGGAGAGCCCUUCGCUUGUGUGGGAAUUUUACCACUAUCGGAGGUGCGUUGUGGCAAAGUCUCUUCCAAAUGCAUCGCACUAUGCUCUGGCAGUUUUGCAACAACGGUGUGAGCAGGAAGGCAAAGAAUUCACGUUACUUACACAGAACAUCGAUGGACUUCACGCGCAAGCUGGCAGCACAGACUUCGUGGAGCUCCAUGGAUCCUUGUGGAAGACAAGAUGCUGUCACUGUAACGAUGUGCGAGUAAAUCGCGACAUGCCCAUCUGUGCAGCUCUGGACGGCAAGGGCGCCCCAGAUCCUAAGACAACAGAUGCCGGAAUCAAACCAAUGGAUUUACCGCGCUGCAAACAAUGCAACGGACUCCUGCGACCCCAUGUGGUGUGGUUCGGUGAGGCUCUAGAGUCGAGGGUACUACGGCAAGUCGAUUCUGCUCUUCAGAACUGUGACCUGCUUCUGGUGGCAGGAACCUCUGCACUCGUUUAUCCUGCUGCAGGUUAUGUUCCACUUGUGAGCGCCCUUGGAGGUGUUGUGGCAGAAUUCAACAUAGAGGAUACUCCAGCCAGCCGUUCAUGCAGGUUCAAGUUUCGGGGGCCAUCUGCAUGUACGAUACCGCAAGCUCUGGGCAUAUCCUUGGGCCAACUACCUCAAGCUCCAUCCAGUUCGGAUUCUUCGGCAUGAACUUAGUCAAGCCUUGGCCAGCCUGAGGACUGGUCGAAAAUGUCCGCUCAUCCCGGACUAUACACCUAGGGAAGACCGACGAGUUCUCAUGUCGCGCAACCAUCACAAGUAUUAUCCGUACUCAUACACAACGUCAUACGUACAUCCCCAAAUAAUAAUAAUAACGAUCUCCAAAAUACUAGUCUGGAUUUUGGGGAUUAUUACAUUCUCAAGAGGGUGUCAAUUAUGCAAGGUAACGGGGAAAGGAAACGCGAGCAAAUAUCGGGAACAGUCAACAGUGCACUAUGAUCCCCUUACACAGAGUUCAAUUCAAGAAAUUGUACAUAUCUAUGAAAACAAGGAAUUUGUGUAGUUUAUGUGACUACUAUGCUACUCUCUUCAUAAAAAAUUAGUUGGGGUGUGGGUAGAUAGAAUUAAACAAUCACGUUAAGAUCCUACGUACGAACACAGUAUGUAAUUGUUGAAUUAAUUUGGACAUAGUAUGUGAUUGUUGAAGUGAUUUGGAACGGAAAGAUGUGGAGAACGAUGCAUUCUUAUACACCCUAAAGCUUUUUCUAAUAGCCAGUAUGAAUUAUUAUAUGUCCCGAGCAUUUU